UGGACACUGAAAGCUGUUGCGCAAUUUCCAAACAGGUCGCUGCAAUUAUGAGACUACUGUCUCUUAGGUCUUUCGGGUGCUUCUCAACCCCUGUAUAUCGGGGUAUGGCAUAUUUUCACAUUGAAUGGAAGCCGAAACCGUACCCCUGCACCAAAGCCGAACGGGAAGCGGCAGCCAAACGCUACAAUCUUUUGCCAUCUGAUUAUAAACCAUUUGAAGAUGAUGGUCUAGCACCUGGUGACUAUUUCUAUGUGGAACCAUAUAACGUGAAAAGCUGCGACCCAUGGGAACCUUACGAUUUCCCAACCGAAAGACGAUACUACAAUGACCCGUUGCCAUUCAACGCACAGAAAUAUUCAGCUACUGGAUAUGAUCCCGAAGCAAUGAAGGAAAUUUUAAAUGGCCACUCACAGUGGUAUAUGCUGUUAAAAACGUUUGCCCCACUUUUUGUUCUUGGAUUUCUUAUGUAUAUCGGUCAAAGAUAUUGUUACUUUUACCCGUUGAAAGCAAAACAGUAUCCAUGGGCAGAGGACGAGAAGAAUCACUAUACUUUCGAACGGCUUGAAUAGAUCUUUAUGUUCAAAUAAUAAAGUAAUGAAAUCGUAGUAAGC
This is a messenger RNA of Schistosoma turkestanicum, 611 nucleotides long. Lineage: Eukaryota; Metazoa; Platyhelminthes; Trematoda; Strigeidida; Schistosomatidae. The record is from the annotation of a GenBank genome assembly.